Molecule: messenger RNA, 3889 nt
Organism: Brienomyrus brachyistius
Lineage: Eukaryota; Metazoa; Chordata; Actinopteri; Osteoglossiformes; Mormyridae
Product: deleted in malignant brain tumors 1 protein
Exons: 16
Coding region: 57-3659 (1200 amino acids)
Cellular component (GO): membrane
Source: RefSeq, a predicted model, not a curated record
CACUGGCGUCAGCUUUUCGUCUGAGCUUAACUCACUGCGGCUUCUGUGCUGGAAACAUGAGGGUCACCUUACUACUCCUGUCUGCAUGGAUGUUAUGUGAAAGCCAGAGGCUUCGUCUGCAGGGGAGCAAAAAGCCCUGUACUGGCCGUGUAGAGGUUUUAUACAAUGGCAGCUGGGGCAUUGUCUGUAGCCAGAAGUGGAGCGAGAACAAUGACCAAGUGAUCUGCAACAUGUUAAGAUGCGGGAUCCCUGUGACAUACACCCAGGGAUACAGCUACCCUGACGUACCUGAUACGAUGUGGAUGAAUAAUGUCAAGUGCUCGGGAAACGAAACAAAUCUGUGGAACUGCAGGUUCCCUGGCUGGGGCAUCAGUGCAUGCAGCCAUAAUUCUGAUCACGCCAACGUCGAAUGCUCAGAAAAUAUAGUGCUGAACUUAACAAACAAAUGUGCUGGAGCCGUUCAGAUCACAAAUUCAAAUGGAACUGGCCGUGUGUGCCACGAUCACAACUGGGAUGAAAAUGCAGCCAAUGUAGUUUGCCGUCAGCUGGGCUGUGGGGAGGCUGACCGCACCCCACAAGCCGGAAUCUUUUCAGCCGAAGGGCUCACUACCAUGAUGUCUGUGAAGUGCACCGGCGACGAGCAGCACCUCUGGAAAUGUGAGAAAACGAUCAAAGAAAAUUGCUCGAGUGCCGCAGGAGUCAUUUGUUCAAAUCAUACACAUCUGCGUCUGAGCGACGGGGAACACCUCUGUGCAGGCAGGUUGGAGGGGAAAGUGGGCAAGACAUGGAAGCCAGUAUGUAACACCAGCUAUCCUGCGGUCGAUCCUGACACUAUAUGCAGAGCUCUGCACUGUGGUACCUCGAGCCUUCACCAACAUUUAUCCUGUAAUACUUUUCAAGACGUCAGUCUCACCUGUUCUGACAAUGUUACACUGGUGCUCUUGGUGGAAGAAAAGGAGAGACACUGUUUUGGGGCUGUGCAUUUCAAAAGAAAUGAUAAGUACGAGGCAGUGUGUGCUAAUUCGUGGGAUACAAAGGACACCAGUGUGGUCUGCAGGGAGCUGAAAUGCGGAGAAGGUUUGUCUUUUAGCCAAACCACGACUGAGGGAGAUGGUCAGGUUGACCACGUGGAUUGUGAUGGCUCGGAAUCCUCCCUUCUGCACUGCGUAGCCCGACAUAAACCGAUCGCUAAGUGCAAGAAAGCUACUGUUAUUUGCGAAGGGAGUGUAGAGGUGCGUCUUACUCACAGCAUUGACCAGUGUUCCGGCAUCGUGGAGGUGUUUUAUGGUGGCACCUGGAUGAGUGUGAGUGAACACGGCUGGACAAAGAAUCACUCAGAUCUCAUUUGCAAAAAUCAAGGUUGUGGCCUCAGCUAUAACCACAGUGGCAAGUUAUAUAUGGAGGGAGAGGCACCAGUUUGGAUUAAGGUGCAGGGUUCUCCGGAGAAUGAUUCUUCAAUUGGACGGUAUUUAACUAAAUCCAAUAUAAUUGUUGACCACAAUAUCAAAGUAACAUGUGAAGAGUACAGAACUCUUCACCUUCAGGGUCAGGUGCCCUGUGCUGGUCAAGUAGCGGUCGAAUACAGGGGCAACAACUAUUGGCUUGCAGCAUCUGAGGAGACUUGGAACAGUCAGUCGGCCGCCGUGGUGUGUAGAGAAAGGCAAUGUGGGUAUGCCGUUUCCUUUGAAAGCAGACUAUCUAGAGAGGCAAAUCAGAUGUGGUGGAAGUACCUGUACAACUGCUCAUCAAGCAAGACAUCCCUCUUUGACUGUGAAAAAGUAACGCGUGCCAACCAAAGUGCAGUGGCCUACGUGAAAUGUUCAGGCAGUGUGUCUGUUCGUUUGGAAAAAACUUGCUGGGGGCAGGUGGAGCUAUGCAAAAAUGUGACAUGUGGCCCUGUCUGUGCUAGCUCAUGGACACUGGAUCUCUCUAAGAUGCUGUGUGAGAACCUGGGCUGUGGAAAAUCUUUUCCUGUGAUGGACAAGCACAGCCUGAAUAGUUCAUACCGAUAUAACAGUAUCUACUGCCCAGCAGAAACUAAAAACAUAACGCAGUGCAAUAUUAAGCUUCAGAAUAAUUCUUCUUGCAAGAAGGCCGUCAAUGUGUUCUGCUCAGCAAGUUUAAAAGCUAAACUGAGGGACUUGGUGGAUCACUGUUCCGGCACCGCCGAGAUCUUCCACUUGGGCCAGUGGAGUCCCAUUUGCUCAGACACACUAAAAGAAAACCUUCCUGAUUUGAUCUGUGAACAAGCAGGCUGUGGAAAAAAGAAGAGCAUCAACCCCAUUAACUCAUCUAGGCUAGGACUGGAGGAAAUUAAAUGCCACAGUGAGGCCUCCAUAGAACACUGUGAAAUAGGACAUAGGAAGAAUCAGUGUAAUCAAGUCAACCUAAAGUGCUCCGGCUGGGCCCGCAUGCUGCUGGUCGGCAGCAAUGAUUCGUGCGAGGGAAGGGUGUUUGUGGUGAGUGGGGAGAGCCUCCAACCCGUGAAUGUGGAGGGCUGGACUGUAACUGAGUACCAGGUGCUGUGUAGAAACCUGCAAUGUGGGACGUACAUCCGGCACAAGGGCCUGAAAAGAACUCUGGAAAAGUGGUGGCCAAAGGCAUACACAUGUACUGGGAAGGAGAAUAAAAUCUGGGAUUGUAAAACAAGCAGCAGGCCGAGCAUAACUGAGGAGCAGCUCUAUAUCAAAUGCUCAGAUAACCGAACCGUGGAGAUAUCUAAUGGCAGCAGUUGCUCUGGCACGGUACAGAUGCGCCAUAAUGGUGCAAUACAGAACAUUUGUGGUGACGGGUGGAACUUGACAAAGUCCAGAUUGGUUUGCCAGGAGCUGGGGUGUGGAGAUGCUUUCUACCACAUCACUCCGUUCUCAGUUCAACAUCAGGCCUACCAUCUCGACUGCGUCGGUGAAGAGUCAAAUCUCGGGCAGUGUAAAUCAGAGCUGGGCUACUGUAAUAGUAAGGUCUCUGUGACUUGCACAGAUAGCAUCAAAGUUCGGCUGUCUAAGAAUUGUGGAGGGGUGAUUGAAAUUUGCUACGGACACAGCUGUGAACCCGUUUGCUCCCUCGGCCCCUACUCUCAAAAGGAGCAACAAAUGAUAUGUUCAGAGCUGGCGUGCGGAAAUGUCCGGAACGAAUCGGGGAGCAUCCCAAAUUCCUCAGUUCCUGCUCUCAACCUGAGAAAUUCUCUGCAGUGCAAAGGCCCUGAAAACUUCAUCAAGUACUGUGUACGAAGAACAGGCUGUAACUCAAACACAUUCGCCGAGGUCUACUGCGAAAAGUUUACAGAUGAUCCACGCCGCGGCUCAGCUGGUCUGAUCGUGGGAGUGAUCCUGGGCGCCUUGCUUGUUAUCAUGAUAGCUGCCUUCAUCUUCUGGCAGGCAAGGCGCAAAAAAUCCAGAAAAUCGACACGUACAGAACAAAAUCCGUCUAUUUUUGAGAGUGGUGAAUACGAGGAUGUGGCCUCUGAUGACAAAGAAAUGAUGAGCAUGACUAUGCAUGAAGGAGAAGGAGAAGCUGUGGUGUGUGAGAUAGAGGCCGCUCCCUCGGAGGACUACGACAAUGUCGCACCUCUUGAGUGUGAGGAGGAGACAGCUGUUCUUCAAAGGUCACUGCCUUCUCAAGAGCACAGUAAUGAGGGUCAACCAGGGGAGCACGAAUGACAGAAAUUAUCCCCAACACAUCAAAUACCAGCCAGAAGUGGUCAGUUAGCUGGGUUUAGAUAUGUAUCUUGUGAAACUAUGGCUAUCUAAGGCUACCUUCAUUUGUUCUACUAAACUGCUUGUUUUCUUAUUUUGAUAACCGCUUCUACAGAACAUGUCACUUCUUACUCCAAUUCCCUGCGCUUAGUUUUUUUUAGCUUUCGGUAAACAUAUGUGCACAUAGAAAUGAA